Molecule: messenger RNA, 597 nt
Organism: Spathaspora passalidarum NRRL Y-27907
Lineage: Eukaryota; Fungi; Ascomycota; Pichiomycetes; Serinales; Debaryomycetaceae
Product: mitochondrial 54S ribosomal protein bL32m
Exons: 1
Coding region: 1-597 (198 amino acids)
Biological process (GO): translation
Cellular component (GO): mitochondrial large ribosomal subunit
Molecular function (GO): structural constituent of ribosome
Source: RefSeq, a predicted model, not a curated record
AUGUCGUUAGCAUUCAGAUUCGGGGCUAUUGCCAUAGCUCACGAGUCACUCCUUAAUAUUAUCCCACGUCUUCCAGCUAUAAGCAUCAGAAUCGGGGAAACUGUCUCUGAGGCCCCAGCAUCGGAAAUUGAUCCUCGUUUAGAAGAACUUGCUGAACAUUUACACAAUAAUGACGGAGAACCACCAUUCAUGAUUGAUAACGGAAUCUUGCGUGCUGUUCCUAAGAAGAAGAUGUCAUACCGUCGUCAUAGAACUAAAUUAUAUGCUCCUGGAAACAAACAAGUGCAACCAUUACACAAUAUUGUCAGAUGUUCUGCCUGUGGUAGAGUCAAGAGAUCACAUUUCAUGUGCAUGUACUGUUUUGCUGAGAUCAGAACUUUCUUAAAGGGAUUAAAAAGAGAAAAUGGAAUCAUUAAAGAUGCUGUAGAUCCCCAAGCUGAUAUAGACCCAACUGAUGCCAGAAUCUUGUAUCCUGGCAAGAAUAUCAGUGCCCAUGAACAUCAGUUGAAAAAGAAGGAUUAUGUUCCAAAGAGAGAAGAACCUUUGAUGUUUGAUAAGGAGAAAUUAAUGCGUGAAAAGAAAAAGUGGUAUAAUUAG